Messenger RNA from Rangifer tarandus platyrhynchus (Svalbard reindeer), 336 nucleotides. NCBI's taxonomy places the organism in Eukaryota, Metazoa, Chordata, Mammalia, Artiodactyla, Cervidae. The record is from the annotation of a GenBank genome assembly.
AUGGUUAAGAAAAUGUUAGAGGUUGUUGUAAACUAUUUGUAUCCUGCACUCACUACAGUAAAGACGGACUGGCUUUUCCUGUGUACUCCAGACUCUGUCAUGUUUGCCACCAGUCACCUUCUCUUCCCUUCCCCAAACCUCUUUCGCCUGCAGGUCCCUUUUACUUCCUUUGAGAUGUGGUCAAGGAAACUGUUACAGUGCCCCACCCCCACUCCUGUAUUGGCUCCUGAGGCCUCUCCUCCUGGGCAACCCUGGACCCUUCAGGAAGCAGCCAGCGAUCUGGUCCCGGCAUCUGCCAGCCUGGCUGUUCUGUGCCUGUUGGUGUGGAUACGUUAA